UCUCGUCCUCCUCUGCUGUUUAAAGGGGAAGCUCCUUUUGUCUGCGCCCGUCCCUUUUCCACCCCGUGGCUGCGGGAGAGAUAAUGGAGAUGUGAAGAAUAAUCUCAAGGUAGAAAUGUCUGAACAACAGAAACAGAUUGAGAUAUUGGUGAAACCACUGGACGAGAACAUGUCUCAGUGCCAUGUCAAGGCAGAAGCCGCUGAACAGCAACAUGGAUUGUCAAGCCAACAGGGGAAGCCCAUGGGGUUGAGAGUGGAUGAGUCCACCCUGGGUGAGGAAAGCUUCAAGGACCAAAGCGAAAUCUCAGCCCAGGGAGAGAUGGGAAAAGACAAGGGAUUAGUAAUUUUAGAAGAAGAGAAGAAUGCAAACCUUAUUACUUGUGGGAGGAACCUUAUGGCAGUGAAAUUGUAUGGAUGCUCAGACGGUGGAAACUCCUCUUGUAUGACCUCUGAAAAUCAAUGGGAUCAUACUGCAAGGGAGGAAAUAUACACAUCUUUGGACUUUGGGGACUCCUUUGGUAUGGAUGCUGGCUUUAUCAAGCAUUGUGGAACCCACACAGGAGACAAAACGUUUCAAUGCUCAGACUGUGGGAAGAGCUGUGAAACAAAAAGCCAGUUGCUUGCGCAUAUGAAGAUGCACACAGGGGGAAACCCACUUAGAUGCACCAUCUGUGGGAAGAGCUUCUCUCAGAACAGAGACCUUUCUACUAAUGAGAGAAUCCACACAGAAGACAAAAUGUUUAUGUGCUCAGAAUGCAACAAAUCCUGCCCCAACAACACUGAACUUGGACAUCCCCAACCCCAGACAGGGGAGGAACCAUAUAAAUGUUUAGACUGUGGGAGAUCCUUCACUCUGAACUCUGACUUUCGUAAACAUCACAAAACCCACACGGGAGGGAAACGACAUAAAUGCCCAGACUGUGGCAAGACUUUUGAUAAGAAAUUUAAGCUAGUGACGCAUGUGAGAAUCCAUACUGGGGAGAAACCUUUUAAGUGUUUGGACUGUGGGAAAAGCUUUGCUCAGAAGGGGAACCUUGUGGUUCAUGAGAGAAGCCAUACUGGGGAGAAACCAUACAAGUGCUUGGAUUGCGAGAAGUCCUUCAGUGUGAAUGCAGACCUUAUUAGACAUCACAGAAUACACACAGGGGAAAAGCCAUUCAAAUGCCCAGAGUGUGGGAAAUUCUUCAGGACACACUCUGAAAUGUUCAGACAUCAGAGAACUCACCCAGGGAACAAACCAUACGACUGCUGGGACUGUGGCAAAACCUUUAGUCAGGAAGCCCACCUCGUGGCACACCUGAGAAUCCACACUGGGGAGAAGCCCUACAAAUGCCCAGACUGUCGGCAAAGCUUUGCCCAGAAAGGGAACCUUAUUCUUCAUCAGAGGACCCACAUGGAAGAGAAGCCGUAUAAAUGCUUGGACUGUGAGAAAUCCUUCCGUGCAAAAUCUAAGCUCAUAGAGCAUCAGAGGCUUCACACCGGGGAGACGCCCUAUGAUUGCUCAGACUGCGGUAAAAGCUUCAGCCGGAAAGGGAGCCUCCUUGCCCACAUGCACUUCCAUUCCGGGAAGAAGCCGUAUGAAUGCUCCAUUUGUGGGAAAUCCUUCAUUAUGAACUCUGAUCUCCUUAGACAUCAGAGAACUCACACAGGAGAGAAACCAUACAAGUGCUCAGAUUGCGAGAAAAGCUUUAGUCGGAAAGACGGCCUGCUCAAACACCUGGUAAUCCAUUCUGGGACAGAAUUGCACAUUCAGGAAAAGCCAUACGAAUGCUUGCACUGUGGCAGGAGUUACAAUUACAAACAGAACCUCAUUGUGCAUAGAAGAACUCACACUGGAGAAAAGAGAUUUAAAUGCACAGACUGCGGUAAAACCUUCAACACAAACUCUGAACUUACCAAACAUCGGAGAAUGCACACGGGGGAGAAGCCGUACAAGUGCUCCGAUUGUGGGAAAAGCUUCGCCCAGAGGGGAGGCCUGGUUGCCCACAAGAGGACCCACACAGGAGAGAAGCCGUACAAAUGCACCGUUUGUGGGAAAUGUUUUAGUCUGAGCUCUUGCCUGAUUAGACACCAGCAAAUCCACACAGGGGAGAAACCCUACCAGUGCCCAGACUGCGGACAGUGCUUUACUCACAAAAGGAACCUUGUCAAACACGCUGCCAGCCACCAAGAAGAAAAACCAUAUAACUGCUCAGACUGUGGGAAAGGUUUUGGGAUAAGUUAUCACCUCGUUCAGCACCAGCAAAUCCACUCAGGAGAGAAACCAUAUAAAUGCUUGGAAUGUGGGCAGAGUUUCACUCACAAGAGAAACCUUGUGGUACAUGUGAGAAGCCACACAUCAGAGAAGCUCCACAAAUGCCCAGACUGUGGGAAAAGUUUCCCUCACAAAAAUAAUCUUGUCGAGCAUAUGGGAAUUCAUGCAGGGGAGAAACCGCAGGAGUGCCCAGAAUGUGGGGAAAGUUUCACUGAUCUUCUUGUUCUUAUUAAGCACAGAAGAAUCCACACAGAGACAGCCUUGGAGGAAUCUUCCUAUUGGGAGAAGAUACUUGGUUGAAACGUGCAUGAACUUUUACUGCGUAUUAGAGAAAUUAUACUGUAGGAGAUGCUUAGACUCAAGAAGGCCGUUAGGAAGUGUGAAAUCGGAACCAGCGAGGGUGGUGAAUGUCCUGCAUGAGUGUCUGGAGGAAGAUGGAGGAGGAUGGUGGUUGGUGGGUUGAGGUUGAAUCCCAACAAGCUAGAAGUGCUGUUUCUAGGGGCCAGGGAGCAGGCGGAUGUGACAGACUCCCUGGUCCUGAAUGGGGUAACUCCGCCCCUAAAGGACCAGGUGUGCAGCCUGGGGGUCAUUUGGUCUCACAACUGCUCAUGGAGGCGCAGGUCAAUUCUGUGUUCAGGGCAGCUGUCUACCAGCUCGAU
Molecule: messenger RNA, 2913 nt
Organism: Podarcis raffonei (Aeolian wall lizard)
Lineage: Eukaryota; Metazoa; Chordata; Lepidosauria; Squamata; Lacertidae
Product: zinc finger protein 271-like
Exons: 2
Coding region: 116-2554 (812 amino acids)
Source: RefSeq, a predicted model, not a curated record